AAUCUUAGCGACAGGUAGUAUUUGAUGGGCUACAAACACGACUGCUUUUAAAGAACGAAUGGCAAUUACCCCGUGUCGUUGCUUCGUUCCCAUAUGUAAACGACGAAGGCGAUACGAUCAGCUGACGAACCCUUUGUCGUUUAAGCGACAUUCGAAACCUUUUUCUUCUGCUACUGGGCGCAAACGGCUCUGGAUUGGAAAAGAAUAGAAGGAAAUACAGUCGUCGGUCUCGUUUUCCGUUUACCACGUCGAAUUACAUACUUUUCGACCGUAAGCGUAACUUAACUAAUUAUAAAAUUGUAAAACCUAAUUGAAAAUCGGAAACGUUAGAAAUUCCAAAGUAAAACGAAAGAAGAUAUUUUCGUCCUUUGGAACGACUGAAUACCCGUCAGAAAAUUCUUAUCUACCGUACAUUUAUCGAUCAACUUCUCCUAUCCACUCGUUGCCGCUAGAAUUCCUUUGCUCGGAAACUACUCUGUACAAACACGUCGCCAAAAUCAAUACGUAGCAUCCAAUUCGUUCUCCUCGACAGUCGAGCCAACCAUCGAAAAGAUCAAGAAGGGUUAUCGUCUGGAGGAACGAUGUCGUGGGUACCUCCGGAUCUAGCGAGCCUGUGCUCGCCCCAUUCCACCGUGUCAACCUGUCAACCGCCUACGUUCAUGUUUCUGACGCUCGUCGCUCAUCUCUUCGGUUAUUCGAAAGACUCUUAUUAUUCGUUUGGUGAUUUCGAUUCUCAGAGUUCAGCAUGGAAAUUCGACCACGUCGAAGAAUCGACAAAAUCGAAAGCCAGCGUAGGAUAUUUCGCAGACUCGCGGCAAGAUGCUACUUAUGGGCGGAAGAUUUCGUUGCCGGACGAUCCUGCGUCAAUGAAAUCACCGAGCGGAGUUUACGAUUCGGUACUUUGGUACGAUGGUGGAACUUUAACGAGAGCGAAGGAUGAAAGCGACGACAGCGAGGCAGUUAACGCUAAAAUAGGUUCGUCGAUGGCGAAUUUAACAGGAAUUUACGAUUUCUAUCCGCGAACGAGAAUCGUGGAUCGACCGAUCGGCACGCCGGUUACGAUUUACAACGGCUUUGUUGCCGAGAAAGAAAAAACGUACGAUCAACCACGAUGGAUAAACGAUGCCACGAACGGUCGUCCACGUUCGUUAACUCUCGAAAAUCAAGUAAACGACCAAAAUUAUAAUCUACGAGCGACGCAACAAAUUUCCAUGGGCACCGAGGUCACUGUGAAUUCGCCGCAAGCGACCAACUUGCCAACGAAAGUAUACGAUUUCAUUAUCGUUGGAGCUGGAUCGGCAGGUUGCGUCCUUGCGAAUAGACUAAGCGAAGUAAAACAUUGGAAGAUACUGUUAUUGGAAAGUGGCACGGAAGAACCAAUGGUAGCCGAUAUUCCGGCGUUCGCCUCUAUGUUACAAGCCAGCAAUAUCGAUUGGAUGUAUCGUACGCAACCGGAGCGACACUCGUGUCGAUCGAGACGGGGUAAAAGUUGUGCGUGGCCAAGGGGCAAGGUGAUGGGUGGUUCCAGCAGUAUCAAUUAUAUGAUUUACAUUCGUGGUAAUCCGAGAGACUACGACGAAUGGGCGGAAGAAGGGAAUUACGGGUGGAGCUACGAAGAAGUUUUGCCAUAUUUUCUCAAAUCGGAAAAUAACAAGAAUGCAGAGGUCGUGAAAAAGAAUCCAUACUACCACAAAGAAGGAGGCUAUCAGUCGGUAGAACGAUUUCCAUAUACCGACGUCAACGCGGAGAUCCUGUUGAACGCCUGGCGAGAACUCGGCCACGAAUCGGUGGAUUCCAACGCGAAGAGCCAGCUGGGCGUGAUGAAACUGCAAAUGACCUCUGCUCGUGGAAUGCGUCAAAGCGCGAACGGCGCGUUCGUCAGACCCGUCAGACGCAAACGGAAGAAUCUGACGAUCGAAACCGAGGCUCACGUCACGAGAUUGUUGAUAGACGACGAAACAAAACGCGUGACCGGUGUCGAGUACGUUUCGACAGCCACGAGAUUUACAAGAUCGGUUUCGGCUAGGAAAGAGGUGAUUCUGUCAGCCGGCGCGAUCAAUUCGCCUAAAAUCCUGAUGCUCUCUGGAAUUGGUCCGAAGGAAGAGUCGAGGAAACACGGGAUCAAAGUGGUCAGCGAUUUACCAGUUGGAAGGAAUCUUCAAGAUCACGUGACGAUGGAUGGCAUUGUGAUCGCGCUGAACGUUACUUCGACGAGCAAAGACAACGAUUUGAAAGAAAAUGACAUUUUUUAUUACGAGAAAACCCGGAUGGGGCCACUAUCCGCCGCUGGAGCCAUUACCUGUGGCGUCUUCCUGCAAACGAUUUCUCAACGCGAGUACGAUCUACCUAACAUACAGUAUACGUUCGAUGCCAGCAAUCAGCAGGAUUUUCUGAAAGAUCCCGAGGAAUAUCGCGAAACAGCGGUCGAACCGCUGUCCUAUUACGACGCUAUUAACAUUAGACCGAUUUUAUUGUCGCCAAAGAGCAGAGGAUAUAUACUGUUAAACGAUACCGAUCCGUUGUGGGGACCACCGUUGAUCUAUCCCGGAUACUUUACGAGCUAUCCCGACGCGGAUGUACUGGUCGAAGGAGUAGAAGCUGCUUUAGAGUUGUUUCGUACGGACUCGUUUCAAAAAUAUGGUUUCCGGUUGAUCGAUACACCUCUGCCUUCGUGUAGACAUUUCGUAUUCGCUACGAAGGAUUACUGGAAGUGCGUGAUGAUGGAGUACACGGCAACGAUCUAUCAUCCGGUAGGUUCGUGUAAAAUGGGGCCAGAUUGGGAUCCCGAUGCGGUCGUAGAUCCCAUGUUAAGGGUAUACGGAGUUAGCGGGCUGAGGGUCGUCGACGCUUCGAUAAUGCCAAAGAUCGUUAGGGGGAACACGAACGCGCCUACUAUCAUGAUCGCGGAGAAAGCCAGCGAUAUGAUCAAAGAGGACUGGUUGCAUGGUAAAAAGUUUGUCUAAGGCGACACCACCUAAAGCAAAUAUAGCAACGUUCGCGGAAACAAACAACUUUGAAUUGUACGAGUAGCGAGGCUUUGUCAGGGUUUCUACGUUGAAACGCGGUAUUCUUUUCGUAGAAAUGUAGAAAGGUAGAAGGGUGUAGAAAAGAUUUAUAGCGUUUAUAUAUAAAUAAAUACAACGAAUAGAUCGCGGAGCUAUUUUUAGUUCCAAAGUUAGCACGCAAUAUGGGUUUAACAUUUAGAACGUGGAUUACUCGAUGA
Molecule: messenger RNA, 3223 nt
Organism: Bombus pascuorum
Lineage: Eukaryota; Metazoa; Arthropoda; Insecta; Hymenoptera; Apidae
Product: glucose dehydrogenase [FAD, quinone]-like
Exons: 5
Coding region: 582-2963 (793 amino acids)
Molecular function (GO): flavin adenine dinucleotide binding; oxidoreductase activity, acting on CH-OH group of donors
Source: RefSeq, a predicted model, not a curated record